UUGUUUUUAUUGCCAAAUGCAAACAAAAGCGCACGUGUUGUCGAAUUUUUGAAUUGGUGCGGAUUUCUUGUUAUAUUUUUGAAGCUAAGAGCAUGGAAUUAUUUGCUGUAAAUCGAUAUGAUGGAAAUAAGCUCAGUGUCGAAGAUGAAGCUGAACAAGAAAGCAUACUGUUGGAACGCCUUCAAUCACGAAAACCGAAGUCCGAAAGAUCCAAGGGAUUAAAACCUCCUCCCGGAACGGACACCGUGCAUGAAGAAAUAGUUGAGCCCGAGGAAUCUGAGGCACAUACGACUCAUGAUGAUCCUGUGGAAAGCCCCGCAGAUGACAUUCCAGGAUUAGGCGGUGAUACGGAUAACUUGGAGGAGCAAACUCCUGAAGCCAAGGAUCAACAGCCAGAAUUCGUAGUGCUGGGCGAAGAUCAGUUCAAGAAGCCCAAAAAGGUCGAAGAAGUGCUUCCUCCUUGGCUGUCCCAUCCUACGGUUAUCGAUAGCGAUCUUAGUAAGAAGGGCAAAUCCAUCAAAAAGCUGUCCUAUCUGGACGAGCAGUUGCGAGCCAAUUUGAAAGAAAUGGGAUUCAAAAGGCUAUUUCCUGUUCAGGAAACGGUUAUACCUUGGAUUUUGGAAGCUCACAAAAAGCCCGCGCCAUUCUGGCCUCGAGACGUUUGCAUAUCGUCUCCUACCGGUAGCGGCAAAACUUUGGCAUUUGCCAUCCCAAUUGUGCAGCUGUUAUUGAAAAGGAUUUCCCCAGCCAUAAGGGCAUUGGUCAUUUUACCCGUCAAAGAACUGGCCGAGCAAGUCUUCGGGGUGUUUGAUAAGCUCUGUAAGGGGACGAAAUUACGCCCAUUGCUAUUGUCACGCAAACAAGUUUUCAGCGUAGAACAAACCAAGCUGGUUGAUCAAUUCAACGGGGAAUACAUUUCGAAGGUGGACAUUGUCGUAACUACAGCUGGUCGUCUAGUCGAGCAUCUGCAUUCUACAAAGGGUUUUACGCUGAAGAGUCUUCGGUUUCUGAUCAUUGACGAAGCUGACCGUGUGAUGGAUCAAAUUCAGAACGAUUGGCUGUAUCACCUCAACAAACACGUGAAAGAAGAAUCGGACGAAUAUCUCCUCGGGAGAACUGCCGGUCAAUUGUCACAGACGGAGCUUUUCGACAAACCGCGUCAACCACAUAAACUGCUAUUCUCCGCCACCCUCAGUCAAGAUCCGGAAAAACUCCAGACAUUCAGGUUGUUCCAUCCGAAGCUGUUCACUGCCAUCGCCAACCCUGCCAAACGUUUGGCAAUUUUGGAAAAACUGCACGCAAACGCCGAAGAAAAACGUGGCAAAUUCGUUGGACAGUAUGCAACUCCACUGGAGCUGCGCGAGAUGAUUUGCCUGACUCAGUACAAGAUCAAACCGCUCACCUUAUUCGCCUUGCUGAAGGAAAACAACUACAAACGGUUCCUGUGCUUUACCAAUUCCAUCGACGCAUCGCAUAGGUUGUCUUUUGUGUUGCAGAAAAUGUUCGGUACCGAGCUGAUUGUCGAAGAAUGGUCUUCAUCGCUAGAUCCGGCAACGAGGAAAGGUGUGCUCAAUCGAUUCGCAUUGGGAAAAGUGAAUGGAAUUAUUUGUACGGAUGCUCUUGCUCGAGGUAUUGAUAUAGAUGACAUCGAUGUAGUGAUAUCCUACGAUAUGCCCAGACAUAUCAACACUUACAUUCACCGAAUCGGACGAACGGGUCGAGCAGGAAACCGAGGAACCUCUAUUACUAUGCUGAUCGAUGAAGAGCGGAAAAAGUUCAAUGCAACGUUAGCUGAAGCUGGAAAAAGCGAGCUGGAAACGAUUGAAGUCCUACCAAACGCUGAAGAAAAGUAUGCACUCCUGUAUUCAAGUGCGUUAACUGAUCUUCGCGAUGCACUGGAUUUGGAGAAGCAGACCAUCAACAAAAUCCGUAACGGAAUGUCUAUUGCUAGCAUGACCAAAGUCAACUUGCUGAGUAAGCUGAAGGAUCGAGUUGAUAUCGAGAAUACAAAUUCAACUGAGACAAUCAAAUCGUUGGUACAUCUACCUAAAGCUUGGACGAACGAAGCCAUCCAAAAACGAGCUACCGAUUCUAAGGAGAAGAAAAGGAAACAAAAACUCUUGGGUGACAAACCUGAGGGCAACGCUGACGAAUCAGCGAAGAAACAGAAGCUAACCCAUCAAAAUGUUCGAGAUGGCAACGGAAGAAAAAAUAAAAAAGCUCGGAAGAUACCAAAACUUGCCGGUGAUGCAGACGGUAAGUCAUAGAAAAUAAAAAAAUCAAAAUGUAUAAUUUUA
Aedes aegypti (yellow fever mosquito) is the source of this 2297-nucleotide messenger RNA. RefSeq names its product probable ATP-dependent RNA helicase Dbp73D (gene Dbp73D). Gene Ontology annotation, cellular component: nucleus. Lineage: Eukaryota; Metazoa; Arthropoda; Insecta; Diptera; Culicidae. The transcript has 5 exons. Bases 93 to 2267 code for a protein of 724 amino acids. The record is from RefSeq and is a predicted model, not a curated record. Gene Ontology annotation, molecular function: nucleic acid binding; ATP binding.